Beauveria bassiana ARSEF 2860 is the source of this 1047-nucleotide messenger RNA. Its product is annotated as phosphoprotein phosphatase. The record is from RefSeq and is a predicted model, not a curated record. Lineage: Eukaryota; Fungi; Ascomycota; Sordariomycetes; Hypocreales; Cordycipitaceae. The coding region runs from base 1 to 1047 and encodes 348 amino acids. Gene Ontology annotation, molecular function: phosphoprotein phosphatase activity. The transcript is spliced from 2 exons.
AUGGCGUCUCAAGAAGACAUUACGCCGGGGAGUCAGCCAGUGCAGGUUGUCAUCGCUCAAAAGGCAAUCGUCAAGGCAAACGCUCGCAAAGGGAUCAAACGAAAGAUGAACCGCAACAGAGCAGUCACAUCUACGGGCACAGCGAAUGGCCCCCAAACACAAGUCACUGUGAAAACAAAUAAGAAAAAGACGAAAAAGCAAAAGAAGGCGGAGAAAGAGGCUGCAGAGGCGUCCAGUGCGCAACCAGCUAUAACUCAGGUCACACAGCCCGAAGAGACCGCAGAAAUCACAGAGAUCACAGCGGCUACAGCAGCCACAGAGAUCACCGAAUCUACCACAGAAACGGAUCUCCUCGUUCGUGAUGAAAUUACCGCCCCCAGUGCCGCCUCCGGAGGCGUCCCGGAGCCCACGGCCUCCUACCUCCGCUGCGCGAACCUGGCCCCUUCACGCCUCUCCUCCCCACGUCGCAUCCUCAUCGUCAUGGACCUCAACGGCACGCUCCUCCACCGCCCCAACAAGCGCCGGCCCUCGCACUUCACCGCGCGCCCCCACGCCCGCAUCUUCAUGGACUACCUGCUCUCCACCUUCUCCGUCGCCGUGUGGUCGUCUGCGCGGCCGCACAAUGUCCAGGCCAUGGUCGCCAGCCUUUUGACACCCGCGCAGCGCCAGCGAUGCCUGGUAGUCUGGGGCCGCGAGCGCAUGGGCCUGUCGUCCGCCGACUACGACGCCCGCGUGCAAUGCUACAAGCGGCUUGCGCGCGUCUGGGGCGACCGCGCCGUCAUGGCCGCGCACCCGGACGCGCGGGGCGGCGGCCGCGGCGGCCGCUGGGAUCAGAGCAACACGGUGCUCGUCGACGACUCGGCGGAAAAGGCGCGCAGCGAGCCGCACAACUUGCUGUGCAUCCCAGAGUACCUGGGGCCGGAGGCGGAGAGCCCGCACGUGCUGCCACAGGUGCACGACUACAUCAACGAGCUGGCGUGGCAGGCUGACAUCAGCCAGUACAUACGAGAGAAUCCGUUCAAGCUCGAUGCGAACUACACGCUGUAA